Juglans microcarpa x Juglans regia is the source of this 1993-nucleotide messenger RNA. RefSeq names its product pentatricopeptide repeat-containing protein At1g02150-like. The record is from RefSeq and is a predicted model, not a curated record. Gene Ontology annotation, molecular function: protein binding. NCBI's taxonomy places the organism in Eukaryota, Viridiplantae, Streptophyta, Magnoliopsida, Fagales, Juglandaceae. Bases 155 to 1681 code for a protein of 508 amino acids. The transcript is spliced from 2 exons. Gene Ontology annotation, cellular component: mitochondrion.
UAACAAGGGACUAUGUUUCUUGUCCUGGGAAAAAACAAAUUUGAGAAGUCCCUUGUUUGUUCCCAGGGCAAAGACCGACCCAGAAAAUCAAAUCCUCUCUUCACUCUUUCAUAACAUUGCACUUACAUAAACAUUCCAAAAUCCCAACAAAAAAAUGAUUCUCAAACCCUAUUUUCACCACUACAACGCUUCCCUCUCAUCAUCCCUCUCCUACUCCCGACCACUGCCAUGCAGGGUUCCCACUUUGAGACUACCCAAAGAUGCAAAUUACCGGGGCGUGUCCAUCCCCGUCACCUGCUCAACCUCAAGAUUCCGCAGAUAUGGGACCGUGGACUUUGAGCGCAUACCCACGGUGAAAUGGAACGCCAUAUACAAUAGCAUAUCGCUGAUGGAAAACCCUGAGCUGGGCUCUGCGAGCGUUCUGAACCAGUGGGAGAAAGAGGGCAGGAAACUCUCAAAAUGGGAGCUUUGUAGGGUGGUUAAGGAGUUGAGGAAGUACAAGAAGCACAAGCAAGCUCUUGAGGUGUAUGAUUGGAUGAAUGACAGAGGAGAGAGGUUUAUAUUAUCCACUAGUGAUGCUGCAAUUCAGUUAGAUCUUAUUGCCAAGGUUCAUGGAGUUUCUGGUGCUGAAGAUUAUUUCAUGAAGCUGCCAGAUUCUUUGAAGGACAGGAGGAUCUACGGAGCUCUUCUCAAUGUGUAUGUGAGGGCUACAAUGAGAGAAGAGGCAGAAUCGUUACUUGACAAAAUGAGAAUUAAAGAUUAUGCCACGCAUUCACUUCCUUUCAAUGUGAUGAUGACUCUCUAUAUGAACCUCAAGGAGUAUGAUAAAGUUGAGUCGAUGGUUUCAGAAAUGGUAGAGAAAAGCAUACCGCUAGAUAUAUAUUCGUAUAGUAUUUGGCUAUCAUCUCGUGGAUCACAAGGAUCUGCAGAAAAGAUGGAAGAAAUAUUUGAACAGAUGAAACUGGACAGAACCAUUAAUCCCAACUGGAGUACAUUCAGCACAAUGGCUACAAUGUACAUUAAGAUGGGGCAGUUUGAUAAAGCUGAAGAUUGCUUGAAGCAGGUGGAGAGUAGGAUAAAAGGCCGGAAUCGGAUACCUUAUCAUUAUCUCAUAAGUCUUUAUGGUAAUGUUGGUAACAAAGAAGAGGCUUAUCGUGUGUGGAAAGUUUACAAAACAAGUUUUCCAAUUAUUCCAAAUUUGGGAUACCAUGUUAUAAUAUCAACUCUUGUUAGGCUAGGUGAUAUCAAAAGGGCAGAAAAAAUUUACGAGGAAUGGUUACAGGUGAAAUCAUCUUUUGACCCUAGAAUUGGAAAUCUUCUCAUGGGUUGGUAUGUUAGGGAAGGAAGUUUGGAUAAAGCUGAGAGUUUCUUCAACCAUAUGAUCGAAGUCGGAGGAAAGCCAAAUUCAAGUACAUGGGAGAUUCUUGUUGAGAGGCACAUGGGAGAGAAGAGGAUUUCGGAGGCUUUAUCCUGCUGGAAAGAAGCUUUUAUGGCUGCACGAUCAAAGAGUUGGAGGCCAAAGCCUGUCAAUGUGUCUGCCUUCUUUAAGCUCUGCGAAGAAAAAGAUGACACAGAAAGCAAGGAGGUUUUGGUUGGACUAUUGAGGCAAUCAAGAUAUCUUGAAGAUGAAGCAUAUGCAUCACUCAUUGGUUUAUCACUUGGAGACAGCGGGGGCAGAUAAGGAUGGGUCUGAAGUGCUUCCCAACCAAUUUUAGAGUCGCCUGUGAUACUUCUGGUUCUGUUAUCUACGUAAGGUGCAGGGAAGUUCUUACUGGGGAUAGGUAUGCAUCACUCAUUGGGUUAUCACUUGGAGACCAAAAGAUCCCUUAUGUAUUGACUCUUCAUGUAAUUCUCAGCACUUUGUUACGAAUUAAACUGACGAGAGAAAGAAGCUUCUAAGCUAGAGGAAAUGUGAAACAACAAAAAAGAAAAGGAAUAUGUUAAGAGCUAGCUUUACUUUUAAUUAAUUUCAUUUCUCGAGACUUUUCGUUGA